Messenger RNA from Closterium sp. Naga37s-1, 2934 nucleotides. The record is from the annotation of a GenBank genome assembly. Lineage: Eukaryota; Viridiplantae; Streptophyta; Zygnematophyceae; Desmidiales; Closteriaceae.
AUGGUGAUUGCCGGUGCGCCUGAGCCGACGCCAGAGCUUGUUGCCUCCUGGUCGGCAAUGGUCGCCAAGCCUCAGUCUGAGCCCAAAAGGGCGACCACGGCGACGAAGCCCUCUCUGCCUCCGGCUCCGAAGCCCUCGACAACAUCCUCAGAAAAGAUUCCUCACCCCGGACCUGCGGCUCUCCUUUUCGCGGAUGCGCCUGGUUCAACUGCGACUGUUGUCGCUCAGACUCCUGCAACUGCUGCUGCUGUUCCAUCCGCCCCGGCUGUGCCGGCUGAACCCCAGGCGUUCCCUGCUGCACCGCCGGAGUCUGUCGCCGACCCCUCGCCUCCCUUGCCUGCGGGACUUGUCGCCGCGCCUGAGUUGCCGACUCCUGCCUCUGUCUCAUCCCCGCAGGCGGCGUCCGCCACCACUGGCGGCCCGGCCCUGUUGGUUGCCCCGCUGGUUGGGGGUCCGGCUGCACCUGUUGUGCCACCGACUACUCCAGCGGCGCAGCUGCCUCGCCCGCCGUCACCCGGCCGGCGCCCAUCUCGCCCUCAUUCUCCCGCUCCCCAGCAGGAUCGUCAAUCCUCACGGCGCCGGCGCAAUUCUCCCCAUCGCCCGCAUCAGCAGGCCCAAUGGCACGCGAACCACGGCGGCCGCGGUGGCUGGUGGGGUCCCCGCGGUCGCGGAGGUGGUGGGGCGUACGAUCCGCCCGUGAGGAUGGCGGAUCUGCAGCGGGCGGUGUCAACUGCGGUGCGUGAGGAGAGGGCUGCCCUAACCCAGGGCAGCUCUCACGCAGUCGUGGCACGUGCUGCUCCUCGACAGGCCGUACUUCCUGUGGAUCCGCCGCCAGCUGCACCCGUCCCUCAUCAGAGUCUGGCCCCGUCGGCUCCCCUUGUUUCUGCCUCUGCUCCUCUUCCUGGGUCUCGGCUUCGUCUCCCGCCCGUUCCGCCUGUGGCGGGAGUUGAAUUUGUGGCAGCGGGAGGGGGAGCGCAGUAUCCUCAUCCCGGAGUUGGCGGUUCAGUAACUCCUGCCCUCGAGGAGCCGUUUCAGUUUCUGGCGCAGGCAUUACAGCCUCCACAGUCCCGUGUUCCAGAGGCGACUCUCGCCCAGCUCCUCCGCCUCGCGGAGAGCUUUCACGCUCUACUCCUGAUACAGGUGGAGGAGCAGCAGCAGCAGCAGCAGCAGCAGCAGCAAGAUGCUCCACAAGGUGCCGCACGUCCGGCUGACCGUUCUAGGAGGGAUGUGCGCCCUCCUAACCGGCUGACCUAUCCGAGCUUUGGCAAGCCAAAGGUGGUACGGGCUGGGAGUGUGGCUGAGCAGUGUGAUGAGGAAGAGAUAGCACACUACUACUGGGCAGCCGUCCCUGAGCCCAAGACGCUAGCUGAGGCCUUGAGUGGGCCCGAUGCUGAGAAGUGGAAGCAGAGUGUGAAGGAGGAGUAUGACUCUCUGCUGGAGAAUGAAACGUGGGAGCUGUGUGAGCUUCCUCCUGGGAAGAAGGCCAUUUCUUCCAAGCUGAUCUUCAGGCACAAGUACGGACCUGAUGGGGAGCUGACCCGCUACAAGUCAAGGCUUGUGGCAAAGGGGUUUCAGCAAACAAAGGGGAAGGACUUUGACGAGAUCUUUGCUCCUGUGGGGAAAGGGACUACACUAAGGGUGAUGUUGGGAAUGGCUGCAAACCGUGGAUGGAGGAUCAAGCAGAUGGACAUCACAACUGCUUUCCUCAAUGGGAUCAUCCUAGAGGAGCUGUACAUGCUGCAGCCUGAGGGGUUGGAUGAUGGGAGUGGCAGGGUGUGCAGGCUCAAGAAGGCCAUCUAUGGCCUUAAGCAGGCUCCUCGCGCAUGGUACCACAAGUUGGAGGAGACACUGCUGGCUGGGGGUUUCAAGAAGAGUGAGUGUGAUCACAGCUUGUUCCUGCUGCAAGAGAAGGAGCAGUUUCUCAUGCUCCUGGUGUAUGUGGACGAUAUCCUGCUCUUCUCUAAGUCGUCUGCAAUGAUUGAGCAUGUGGAGGAGAUGCUGGAGAUGCAGUUUAAGUGCUCCAAGAUGGGAGAUGUGAAGUACUAUUUGGGCAUGCAUGUGGAGAGGGACCUUGACAAGGGAGUGUUGAGGUUGCACCAGAGAAAGUAUUGUGAGGGGCUGGCUGAGAAGUAUGGGCUGCAAGAUGGAGGAAAGCCAGCCACCCCACUGCCUUCGGGGUUCACUGUGGAGCCCUGUGCUGAUGAGGAGGUGGUGGGUGAGAGUGACAGGAAGCUGUUUCAUUCCAUGGUGGGUGCACUCAAUUAUGCGGCAAACCACACGCGGCCUGACAUUACCUUUGCUACAUCCAGGCUUGCAAGUGUGGUUUCACGCCCCAGUCAUGAGCAGCUGGAAGCGGCCAAGAGGUUGGUCCGCUAUGUGAGUGUUACGGCAUCAGUGGGCUUGGAGUACAGUGCUGUGCGACAGAGGCUGCAGAGGGGUGCAGCUGAUUUGGGCAAGGGGGAGAUGCUCCUGACCUGCUACACCGACGCUAGCUUCAACUCUGUGAAGGCGGAUGGCACCAGCAUUGGAGGCUAUGUGUGCCUGUUUGGAGGUGGUGCAGUAAGCUGGCGCAGCAAGAAGCAGAACGAGGUGGGGCUGUCCUCGUGUGAGACAGAGUACAUGGCCCUGCAUCAUGGGGCUAAGGAGGUGGUGUGGCUGAGGCGUUUGUUGGAGGAGAUUGGAGUGUGCCAGAAGGAGCAGACUGUGAUUUUCUGUGACAACGAGUCGGCUGUGAAGCUUGCUAAGAACGCUUGUCUUCAUGGCCUGACAAAGCACGUCAGGCCAAAGUGGCACUGGGUGAGGAGGCUCCUGGACAAGGAGGUGCGGCUGGAGAUUGUGAAGACCCAUCAGCAGGCGGCUGACAUUCUCACCAAGCGCCUGGCAGAAUCUGAACAUUGGAAGGGCAUGAAGCUUGCUGGGAUGAGUGUGCAUUGA